This is a messenger RNA of Mercenaria mercenaria, 1311 nucleotides long. RefSeq names its product 3-beta-hydroxysteroid-Delta(8),Delta(7)-isomerase-like. NCBI's taxonomy places the organism in Eukaryota, Metazoa, Mollusca, Bivalvia, Venerida, Veneridae. The transcript has 3 exons. Gene Ontology annotation, molecular function: cholestenol delta-isomerase activity; steroid Delta-isomerase activity; C-8 sterol isomerase activity. Gene Ontology annotation, biological process: cholesterol biosynthetic process. The record is from RefSeq and is a predicted model, not a curated record. Gene Ontology annotation, cellular component: endoplasmic reticulum; membrane. Bases 84 to 773 code for a protein of 229 amino acids.
CUGUAUACAUACAUGUUGCUAGGUUGAAAAGUAGUACACGGUAUAUAAUCGUGUUAUAACGGACGGGUUAAUAUCAGAAAAUAAUGAGUACGGACGCUGUUAAACACCCGUAUUUCCCGCGGGACACCUAUCUUCCACAUUAUAAACCUAAUAUUAACACCAUAAGUGAACUCCUGGGAUUAUUCUUUGGAUUAGUUGCUGUCUUAAUCGUCAUUUUGUGGUUAUCGACAAAACGAAAAUCAACCGGUGUUAGGAUAAAAAUCUGCUGGUUUGUUUCAUGCGGAUUUAUACAUACUAUUUUGGAAGGCUACUUUGGCGUCUACCAUGCAACACUCGCUGGGGAGCAGACAUUCUUAGCUCAAAUGUGGAAAGAGUAUGGUAAAGGAGAUAGCAGAUAUAUUUCGGGCGACGUAUGUAUGGUUGCUAUGGAGUCCAUCACGGCCUUCGUCGACGGACCAUUGUGUUUCCUAACAGCCGCUGCAUUUAUGUUCCAGCAAGGUGCCAGAUACCGAUUUGUUCUGCAGUUGGCCGUAUCUAUAUGCCAGUUGUACGGGGACACCUUGUACUUCUCAACGGAGAUUCUCGAAGGGUUUAAACAUAGUGAAAUGUGGCAUCCACUACAUUUCUGGUUUUAUUUCUUCUUUUUAAAUAUUCUGUGGAUUAUAAUACCUAGCAUAAACAUUUUAGACGCAUUUAUAUCUCUAUGCCGUGCCCAGGAAACGGCCGAUAAAGCGAAUCCACAGAAGAGAAAUAAAACAAAGAAAGUUAAAUAAAUUUAAAAUACAAGAGUCUAAGACCAGUAAUGGACUUUCUUUCUUGUAGGCCUAAAUCAAAAGAGAAAAAUAAUAAUUAACUAUUAAAUCAGGACUUUUCUAGUUCAUGUAUAAAUAUUAAAUCUAAAUCUAUUUAAAAACAUAAUCAGUUGAGUAGGAAUAGUAGUUCAUAUAGAAUAUAAGGCGGCCGCAUCGGACAAGUCAGCACAUAGAGUAUCAAAUAUGGAUCACAAAACAUUUUGUAGGGAUACCAUUGCGUCAAUAAGACAUACUCGCAAAACAAUGUUAUACAUUUUACAACUGUUUGGCUGACUGACUUGUCAUAACACUAUGGUCAGGUGCAUGUAGUGUUGUAUGAACGUGGAGUAAUUUCCAGAAUUCCAGCAGAAGCGAGACUAUCAACAUGUUGUUCUCACAUCUACCUCUUUGUUAUUUUUACACAUACAAACGUAACUGGAAUUUAUUUAUUUGUCAAAUAUAGAAUGUAACCUCUUGAUAGAAAUAAAAUCAUGGCAAAACUAUAAUGCCAAAACUUUAA